UACCAAGAAAUGAUGAGACUCCUAAUAAGAUGUUCAAGAUAACUCCUAACAAAGUCUGUAUAAAAGCAGGAGUAGUUGAUGCGCUUAAUGCAAUGCAGAAACAUGUACAAGAAAAGGUCAAGAAGAGACUAGACAAAGAGAAACCCUUUUCUGUUCUCAAUGUUUCAUUUGAUGUGUUCAGAAAAUUAGUUCGUUUGGAUGACGAAACUGAGUGCCUCAUCACUGGAUGGGAUGAAACAUUGGAACGCUUUGAUAUGUGGCACGCUCAUCCAUUUCCUCCCACUGAAUUGAAAUCAGUGGAGAAUUACCAAGCAUGCGGGACUGGGAGGUUUUAUGCUCUUAAGAUGUUAAAGCAAUUAUAUGAACCCAACAUGUGUGUUGGAGAAGCUGAAGAGGUUGCUAUAUGAUGUUUACUUGAAGUUGGGUUUUAUGAACCAUGUACUGGUG
This is a messenger RNA of Rosa rugosa (rugosa rose), 447 nucleotides long. RefSeq lists its product as uncharacterized. Bases 30 to 407 code for a protein of 125 amino acids. The record is from RefSeq and is a predicted model, not a curated record. The transcript is spliced from 4 exons. NCBI's taxonomy places the organism in Eukaryota, Viridiplantae, Streptophyta, Magnoliopsida, Rosales, Rosaceae.